GAAAAAUGGGACCUUAUCUUUUUUUUCUUUUUGUUCUUUUCCCUUUUUUUUUCCUAUCACUUUAUUUUAUUUUUCAUGAGUUCGAAUAAGAACUAUAAUGCUAUUCCUGAAACAGAGGAACAACCUUUGAAUGGUAUUUCUCUUUCUCCAAUCAAAACAAGACGAAACCGUAUUAUUAGUGGUCUUGUUAUUUGUAUUGGAAGUGUCAUUAUUAUUACUACUUCAUUCUAUCUAUUGACUGGUAACAAUGCUACACCCAAACGUAAUGUGAUCAUGAUGAUAAGUGAUGGUUUUGGUCCUGCUUCGGAAACAUAUGCUAGACAAUAUCACCAAUGGAGAGAAGGAUUAGAACCUAAAAAUUCAAUGUUACCUUUAGAUGAAAUUCAUGUUGGACAUAGUCGUACUCAAAGUUCUUCAAGUCUAGUGACUGAUAGUGCAGCAGGUGCAACUGCCUUUUCUUGUGGUCUCAAAACUUAUAAUGGCGCUAUUGGAGUCGAUCCAUCUAAACAACCUUGUGGUACUGUUCUUGAAUCAGCCAAACAUCAUCAUGAUAUGUUGACUGGAUUAGUGGUGACCUCUCGUAUUACUCAUGCAACUCCUGCAUCAUUUUCUGCUCAUAUCGAAUGGCGUGAUUGGGAACCGGCUAUUGCGGAACAUCAAAUCGGUCAUAAUCCUUUAGGUAGAUCAGUAGAUUUGAUGUUUGGUGGUGGUUCUUGUGAAUUCCUUAGUAAUUCUACUACUGGAAGCUGUCGUGCUGAUCAACGUGAUUUAUUCAAAGAAGCUCAAGAUCAAUUUGGUUGGACUGUCAAACGUACUAGACAAGAAUUUGAUAAUAUCAAACCUGAUGAUUCUGAAUUACCUCUCAUGGCUAUCUUUACACCUCAGCACAUGUCUUAUGAAAUCGAUCGUAACCCUUCUAAAGAACCUUCUCUCAAAGAAAUGACAACCAAGGCUUUAUCUAUUCUAUCCAAUGCAUCAAAACGAUCGGACCGUGGGUUUUUCUUGAUGAUUGAAGGAAGUCGCAUUGACAUGGCUGCUCAUUCAAAUGAUCCUGCUAGUCAUCUUCAUGACAUCAUGGAAUAUCAACGUACAGUUGAGGUAGUGAAGGAAUUUGUUCGAAAUAAUCCCAAUACAGUGGUGAUUUCCACAAGUGAUCAUGAAACUGGUGGUCUUACUCUUGGUAGACAAGUAGGUGAAGAUUAUCCUGAAUAUAAAUGGAAUCCUGAAGUUAUUAGUCGCGUAAUGAAUUCAUCUGAACACUUGGCUAAUGUAUGGAAUCAAGCUACAGAAACAAAUAUUGCAAGUCUAGAUUACUUAAAAUCGACCAUUAUUGCUGAUGGUCUCGGUGUUACAGAUCCUUCCAAAGAAGAACUUGAUAAAGUGAUGGCUUGGAAAACUAGUGGUAAACCAUUGGAAGUAUUGGUUACUUAUUUUGGAGAUAUCGUUAGUCGUCGAGCAUUGAUUGGGUGGACAACAUGGGGUCAUACUGGUGUGGAUGUUAACUUGUAUGCUUUGGGUGAAAAUGCACAAAUUCUUCGGGGAAGCCAUGAAAAUACGGAAAUUGGCGACUUUAUUGUGAAUUAUUUGGGUCUGGAUUUGGACGAUAUCACUCAACGAUUGACAAAAGGCAGCAACUUUAGCCAAACAUUCAAGACGAAUGACUAUACCAACAUGAUAUCUGAUCAUCAACGUUACAACAACUGAUUUAGAUUUAACUGCUCCAACUUUUUUCUUUCUUUCUCUUUUUGUACUUUUGUCGAUUUUAGUAUAGUUUUUAUUAGUACUUUCUUUUCUUUUUUUUUUUUUUU
This is a messenger RNA of Halteromyces radiatus, 1808 nucleotides long. Its product is annotated as alkaline-phosphatase-like protein. Lineage: Eukaryota; Fungi; Mucoromycota; Mucoromycetes; Mucorales; Cunninghamellaceae. Bases 76 to 1704 code for a protein of 542 amino acids. The transcript has 9 exons. Gene Ontology annotation, biological process: dephosphorylation. The record is from RefSeq and is a predicted model, not a curated record. Gene Ontology annotation, molecular function: alkaline phosphatase activity. Gene Ontology annotation, cellular component: fungal-type vacuole membrane.